UAAUCAUCAUCAUCAGCAUUCAGUGAUGAUCGCUUUCGUUUUUAUUUGUAAGAAGCACUUGGAAAAAGAAUAACAAAUAAUUUAGCUUUUAAUUACUUUUUUAUCGAACAAAUAACAGCACAAAAUUUUUACUAGUUGAUUCAUCAGAAGCACACUGUUUCCGGUGAGUGAAGCCAUUAUUCAAUGAUAUGCCUAUUCGCUUUGCACAAGAAGAAUAUCCGACUUGGAUCGGUUUCAUAUUCAUCUUCAACUUAAUCGUUGGAACGGGAGCGCUGACCCUUCCGUCCGCCUUCGGACACGCAGGAUGGCUGCUCGGAUCGAUCCUGAUCGUUGUGUUGGCCUUCGCCAGCUACAUGACGGUGACCUUCGUUAUCGAAACGAUGGCCUGCGCCAAUGCCAUCCAAAACUGGAGACAUCUGCAGUUCAUCAAGCGGGAUCGCGUGGAGGAGCACAGGGGGGAGGACGUUAAUGAAGUUGAACCGCUGGUGGCGGCAUCCGGAGGAGAUGAUGGCGAUAUAACUGACGCCAGUAUCGAGCAGACCCCGUUGAAUAUAAUGUAUUGCCGGAAUCAGUACUAUAGUCUGUCGAAAAAGAUUGAGUUGGGCGAGAUGGCCAACUUGUUUUUCGGGCGGGUAGGGCGGUUCUUGUUCUACUUUUGCUUGGCAGUUUACUUAUACGGGGACUUAAGCAUUUAUUCUGCUGCGGUGGCAAAAAGCUUGAGAGAUGUUUUGUGUGCCUACAAUCAUUCAUCCAAUGCGACGGACAGCGACGACUUUAAUCUACCCUGCUGGGAAGACAGCCUCUUUUCCCGCUUUGAUAUCUACAGAUUGUGCCUGAUGGUGUUCAUUGGCAUCCUCGGGCCGUUUGUCUUCUUCAAUGUACAGAAAACCAAGUACUUGCAGCUAGUGACAGUCAUGUUUCGUUGGUUGGCGUUCUCAGUUAUGAUCAGCAUUGCCAUCCAUCGAAUAUUCGCACAACAAACCGAUGAACCGAUUGUACCGAAACGAGUUGACGUAAACGGCAUACCGUAUCUCAUUGGAACCUGUAUUUAUUCGUUUAUGUGCCACCAUUCACUGCCCAGUCUGCUGACUCCGAUCUCGAACAAGCGUCGCAUCAAGUCGCUCAUAUCAAUGGAUUACGUACUGAUCUGUACAUUCUAUCUGUCGUUGGCACUGACGGGAAUUUUCGCAUUCAGCGACAUCAAGGACCUGUACACGCUAAACUUUGUGCCCAACUCCGAUCAGGAUAGCAUCUUCCUGAAGGGCAUCGAGUACUUCCUGGCACUGUUCCCGGUGUUCACCCUGUCUACCAGCUUUCCCAUCAUUGCCAUCACGCUACGGAGCAACCUGCAGACGCUCUUCCUCGAUACGACCCAAGUCGAGUCGUAUAACUUUUUCCUGCGGCAGGUGUUCUUCCCACUGUUGGCCAUCGUGCCGCCGAUCGUGGUGUGCUUCUUCACCGAGAGUGUUAUCUCGUUGGUGGGCUUCACCGGGUGCUACGCCGGAACCGGCAUACAGUAUUUGAUUCCGGUUUUCCUGGUGUUCUCGGCGCGACGUGCUUGCGAGAACAUAAUCGGGCGCGGAAUUGCCAACGAUUUUCGCAGUCCCUUCAAGGGCAACUUUUGGCUGUUGCUGAUCCUCAGUUGGACGCUGGGCUGUCUGGUGCUGGUGACGAUCGAUCUCAUGAAGUAGGACAAAGGAACAAGAAGAUACGUCUUCCCGAAUGGAGAAAACCAAACGGAUGCUACAAUUCUUAAACAAGUACGAGACUGAAAAACGCAAAUGUUGGGCAAAUAUGGUGCCACUUAUGUUUGUUAGGUUCGCCCUUACAUGUGAAUUUUUUUACAUAUAUUAAAUACUUAGCAAAACCUGAAAUUUCUGUGUAGUAGCUUCAUCUAUAGAUCACCAUCACUCAGUUCAGUUUACAGUUAUUAAUCAGUUUUCCUUUUUAUUGUAUCAAAAUCAAUAGUAUUACACAUUUCUACCGUUCCGAAUUGGCUUCGAGUGAUGUGUGAAUUAAAUCCAAUGUAGAAGCAGAUACAGAUUUGAACCCAGGCUUAAAGAAAGAAUUUAUUUUACUUGUAUUCACCUAAGGAGUAAGGAAAUCGAUAGCCGAGACAUCGAGCAAAUGUAGCAACAAAACCAUUUACAAAUAAUAGGCUGAACUAAAAUUUAUUUUGAAAGGAAACUUCAAUCUCGGUGUUUAACUAUCUGAGGCGAAAAAGAUAAUCAAAGAUAUCGAUGAAAAAAAAUAAAAGAUAGAAGAACAAAAGUACGAUUUUUUAUUCAA
This is a messenger RNA of Armigeres subalbatus, 2289 nucleotides long. RefSeq names its product transmembrane protein 104 homolog. The record is from RefSeq and is a predicted model, not a curated record. NCBI's taxonomy places the organism in Eukaryota, Metazoa, Arthropoda, Insecta, Diptera, Culicidae. Bases 189 to 1691 code for a protein of 500 amino acids. The transcript is spliced from 4 exons.